Molecule: messenger RNA, 1022 nt
Organism: Maylandia zebra (zebra mbuna)
Lineage: Eukaryota; Metazoa; Chordata; Actinopteri; Cichliformes; Cichlidae
Source: RefSeq, a predicted model, not a curated record
AUGUCUACCCGAGCAAAGAGAGGGCAUGUUCCAGAAUGUGAAGCAGAUGAUUUACAAGAUGGCAGCGACCAACAAGGGGCAAUAAGUGGCCAUAUUUCUGGACAAGAGAAUGUGGCUGAAUUGUCCAAACUUUUGCAAACUCUGAUGCAACAGCAGGCUGAACGCGAUGCUAAACUGGAGCAAGAGCACAAGCGCCAGGAUGAUAGAUGGAGGCAAAUCCGGCAUCAGUUUGCCCAGCUUCAACAGCAGAUGCAGCAUGGCAAUCUAGAGCAUGAGUUACUUGAAGUACAAGCAUCUACAUCGGCUUCUUCGAGAGCACCUACUCCAGAACCAUCUGCCAGCACACAAGAAUCAAAUAGGCUUGACUUGGAGCCGGCACAUCAACGCAGUGAGGCACAGCUUUCAACACUGGUGAGACAUUCAGGCUGGAAGGGGCCAAAAAUGCAACCUUACAAUGAAGGUGAGGACAUUGAACAUUAUUUAAUCACCUUUGAAAGAAUUGCUCAUGCUUGCCAGUGGCCGCGAGAUGAGUGGGCUCUUCACCUAGCACCACUGCUAGCUGGUAAAGCACGUUCCGCUUAUGUAGCCAUGGAUAUUGAUGACACUAUGGACUAUGCAAAAGUAAAGUGUGCUGUCUUGCAGAAAUAUGAAAUAAGUGUUGACACCUAUCGAAUGAGGUUUCGUUCUAGUACCUUUGGAGCAGAGGAAACACCAAGGGAGCUGCAGGUCCGCCUAAAGGAGUUGUACAUCAAGUGGAUGAAUCCUGAAACAAAGACAAAGGAUCAAAUCGGAGACGCCAUCAUCAUGGAACAGUUUCUCAAGGUUUUGAAUCCUGAUCUUCGGACGUGGGUUAAGGAACGUAACCCAAAGACUUCCAAGGAAGCAGCAGAACUGGCUGAAGCUUUCUUAGCAGCUCGUCGACCAUCAAAAGACUUCACACCAGUUAAGUCAAAUUCCAACGUGCCAUUCAACAAGUUAGGUGGUGGCCCUGACUUGAAAGUUAAGCACACAAGACAGAACUG